Molecule: messenger RNA, 312 nt
Organism: Cylicocyclus nassatus
Lineage: Eukaryota; Metazoa; Nematoda; Chromadorea; Rhabditida; Strongylidae
Source: the annotation of a GenBank genome assembly
AUGCCUUCUAUUGAUGGCAUCUUUCUCAUGAUCCUUGUAACUGCUACUACAGAAAGGAUAAUUACUGAGCGAAAAUGUGGUGGAAUAGAAGACAUAACCGGCUGCACUCUCUACAACUCAAAACUUACCAGAAAGAUUCGGCAUCUACUCUCUACAGAUCAGAGAAGCGGCAGCGCACAUCGAGCAACGUCCGCUCUUUUUGUUGAGGUAUGUAGCGAAUCAUGUCCUGAUGGUAGAUGUUCAAACGCAAGUGCUAUGAAGUGGGCUAUCAACGUGGCCAUAAUUUCACUUGUCUCUUUAUUGCAAAAAUAA